Molecule: messenger RNA, 3001 nt
Organism: Trichomycterus rosablanca
Lineage: Eukaryota; Metazoa; Chordata; Actinopteri; Siluriformes; Trichomycteridae
Exons: 9
Coding region: 2085-2987 (300 amino acids)
Source: RefSeq, a predicted model, not a curated record
CAUGUCCGGCGCUUCAUCAUCUUUGCCAUAGAAGGGUGCCUCCUGAAGGGAGACUUCUCUUUCCUCAAGGAACGCGGCUCGUUGAGGGAAUGGGUCACGGUCCUAUAUCAGCAGCAGCUGAAGCCAACCACCGUCAGAUCCAACCUAAUGAGUCCUCCCCCAGAGCACGACAUUGCUCAAUGGACUGGAUUUCAUGUGGCUGAACGCUGAGGUCACCAACAGGCUGAGGGACAUCCAGCCAGAUGUGACCUGCCACCGUCAGGUCGUCAGAAAGGCCGUGUCCAAGAGCCUGGUGUCCAAGUCGGACCAGUCCAACUUCCGCCGGGAGGGUCCCUAUCCAUGUCCGGACAUCGGGCCGGAGUACUGAAGAACCUGAAGGUCUCUGAGGUGCUGGACGCCAAGAUCGAAGGGGAGCACGUCACCAUCGACGGGAGUUCGGGUGUCGGCGACACGGGGAGGGUCUGGCUCUAUCGGGUGGCCCGCUGACGCCUCUCUGUUUUCUCAUCCGUCCGUCGGUCUGUCUUUCUGUCUGUCCGUCCUCGUAGGUGGAGGAGCACAAGUCCGCGUCAACGUACGGGCACGCCUCACGACGUCGGAGCUGCAGUGGUUCGAGGGCCUGCUGAGCGUGAGGCAGAGGUUCACGGGCAGCGAGUCCCCUUAUUUCUUUUUCUCCUCCUCCGGCGGCCGUUGCAAGAAGCUGCUGCAGUACUUUAAAAAGGAGUGGACUCGCAUGAGCUUCGGAGGGCCCCCGGGGGGGCCCACGGCCGGUCCCCAGGCUUUACAAGCCUCGGGAUGAAAAAGUGACAUUUAGGGUCCAGGGACACCUUGGCUAUCCCAGGGGGGGCCCCCCAUGACACUUCGGCGUUCUCUGGGGGUCAAAAGCCAACUGUCAAAUUUUUCGGACCAGUCUAGGGUACGGAUGCCCAGUCCGGCACUGGGGCAAGAGGGACCAGUGCACCCGUGUGCCGCCACCAACCUGGCGGAGGCCAGGGUUGCAGUUUUUUCAUCUCGGGGACGGAAGGGGCCAGGGGCCCCGCGACAUUUAAAAAAAAAUACUAGGGCCCCAGAGUGCAUGCCAAGUACGGGCACGGGAUACAUCGAGUCGAGCGCUCGCGUCCGGGUCCCGCGUCUCUAGGACCUUCCUGAGGCUACUUCCUGUUCCCGCCCACUUGGGGGGCAGGGCUUUGGAUAUGUGGAGCCCGGGGGGGCAACCCACGUGAAGUCCCAGGCCGAUAUAAGUGCUCCAAAUCUCGGUGCGCUCGGAUGCCCUGUCGAGGUCACGAGGUGUCAGACUUAUACUCUGGCAGAGGAUCUGCAGAGUUAUUCAAGUGGAAAAAAAUGAAAUUUCAACACUGAUGAGAAGGCUCUGCUGUUGCAGCUGGCGAGCGGGCGUAUCAGGGACCAAUUCACAUGCAGCGUGCCCGGCUGCAAGAGGGCGAGGCCGGCGUCGGAGUGCCUGCGGACGACCCACAGCCCGUCACGCUGUGUGACAACCCCUCCUGCCCGGCCACGCGCCGGUUGAGGGAGCUGGAGGCACGCCUCAACCUGGUGCCUCAGGGUGCGUGCCCCCGCUCCGAUUGCCAGGACAACCUGUAUGAACUCGGCCGCCUCCAGAGGCUCGUCUCCCGCAGCCCGAAGGUGACCUUACGCAAGAAGUUCUCGCGGCGGGAUAACUUCACGAAGACGGACUCUCCCGUCUACGGUGAGUGCGUCUACGGCCCGUCGUGCACGACGAUGAUGCUUUUCCGUGAGACGCGAGGCGUCGUUUUCAUUCUCGAUUCUGUCGCCUUCACAAAGAACUUGCUCCAGAAAUUCUUGGAAUCCAUCUGCGGCACGGACCCCUCCAAGAAAAAGUUGGAGGUUCCACGUGAGCCACGUCCGGAGGUUCCUCGUGUACGCCAGCGAGGGCGGCCUGCUCAAAGGGAACUUCGUCUUCCUGAGGAAACGCGCGUCCAUCAGAAAGUGAGUAUCGGACACGUCCUCGCUCCGGUCCGUCGCCGUGCGCGAUUCUCGCUGACCCACAUGUGCGUCUUGUGCUCUCGUGUCUGUCUUUCUGUUGGAUCGGAGUGCUGUUUGAGGACAAGAUGAAGUCCACCACCGUCAGGAGCAAUCUGAUGAGUUUAAAGAAGUUCUUCGACUUCUUGUCUUAUGUCCCACGUAUGACAACAAAGCUGAACGGGGUGGACUUCAUCUGGCUGUGGGCGGAGAUCGCACGUCGCUUACGUGACAUCCAGCGCGACGUCACGUGCCACCGGCAGGCGGUACGGAAAGGCCUCCAAGAACAUCGUCUCGAAGGAGGAUCAGCGCUCCUUCCGGAGGGAGGUGCGGAAGAUCAUUUCCGCCAAGAUCGGAUCCCUGAAGGGCGGUUCGGUCGAAAAUCUGCAUCAAGUUGUUUCGGCCUGUUGGCGGGAUAUUUCAUCUCGAUGUCCGGUCAUCGGGCCGGCGUCAUGAAGAAUCUCAAGGUGGAUGAGGUCAUGGACGCGGAAGUGGGCGGCGAUCGGGUCACGAUCAACGUACAAGACCACAAGUCCGCGUCCAUGUACGGACACGCCCAGCUCAGCCUCACCCAAGAGGAGCUGCAGUGGCUGGAGGAGCUCGUCGUGGCGCGAGACGUCUUCCCGGGGUCAGACUCGCCCCAUCUCUUCUUUAACGCCUCGGGCGGGAGGUGCAAAAAGUUCCUUAAUUACUUCCAGACAGAGUGGUCGCGGAUGGGGUUCGGCGGGAGCUACACCUUCCGCAACCUACGCACUUCGAUGGUGCACCACACGAAGAACCUGAGCCCGAGAAAGAGGCUGUCGGUUCACCGGGCCAUGUGCCAUUCUGAGGCGGUGGUCUCUAAGUUCUACCUGCCGCUGAACACGGUGCAGGAGGCAGCCGAAGUGCGUAGGUUGCAGGAGGGUGAGGAGUCACCGGAGGAACGCCCCCACAGCAGCGGCAUCCUCCCCGGGACGAGCAGCCCUGCCACCCGCCGCCGGGUUAGCAGAUGACGCUCUGGUAAUAC